CCUAUAUAAAAUGGCCACCUUAGAUCAUGUUAGAGCAUCAGUUCAGCUUGGUACAUUCAAAGUGUAACACAUCAGCAGCAAAUCCCCAACUCCUCAUCAGUCAACUACGAGAUGGCUUCUAAGAUCACACUCCUUACCGUCGGUCUGUUGCUGGUCAACGUGUACGUUGAGGCGCAACAGUACCAGAUCGGUGGACGGCGCAACCAGGAUCGCCAGAGCGUGCUGCGAUCGAGUGGGUACGAUGAUGGCCGGCUCCACGAUAACCUGAACCGGAACGAUCUCUACGAUCAGCAGCGUUACGGCAGCGAGCGACAGAAUGAGCAGGAUCGUCAGGAUCGUCAGGAUCGCCGUGGAGACUAUCGGGAUGAUGACCGGGAGGACUACAGCUACGGUUAUGCGGUCCGCGAUGAGCUGUCCGGUGACAUCAAGAGCCAGCAGGAGGUACGCCAGGGAGAUCGAGUCCGCGGCCAGUACCGUACGGUCGAGUCCGAUGGUACCGAGCGCAUCGUCGACUAUACUGCCGACGAUCGCCGUGGAUUCAAUGCCGUCGUCCGCCAUCAGCCAUCGGUUGGUUCGAGGGCCCAGCUGAUCCAUACCCUCCAACCGGCCGUCCUGAUUCGACCGGCAUCGUCGUCGUCCUCCUCCUCCUCAUCGUCAUCGGCGGCCGCCACGGUCGAUCAGCUGCUGGUUCGCAGCUCCGGCCGCAACUCCCAGGCCGGUGGUACUCCCAUCUUGUUGCGCCAGUGAAAGGUCCGUCAGCCAUCAACCGUCACCAUGCUACCAACCUACGGAAGAAUGUUAACGAAGAAGUCCAAGCCCAAGUCGAAGAUCCAAUGAAAAUACGAUCAAAAUGUUUGAGCGCAAAGUAACAGCCACACACACACA
Messenger RNA from Anopheles darlingi, 885 nucleotides. RefSeq lists its product as uncharacterized. Lineage: Eukaryota; Metazoa; Arthropoda; Insecta; Diptera; Culicidae. The transcript has 2 exons. The record is from RefSeq and is a predicted model, not a curated record. The coding region runs from base 112 to 747 and encodes 211 amino acids. Gene Ontology annotation, cellular component: extracellular matrix.